AUUUUCAACAAAGAUUAAAUAUUUACCGUGGCAUUGCAAUUCCAGAGUGAAUAAGUUCUUUGAGGGAAAUCCCUUAAAGAGAACUCACAACAAAUAAAACAUGGCUUUAAUUUUGACAAGUGCUGCGGCGUCAAACAAAAAUAGAGGGAAACCAAGUGCUUUUUUUGGAUCCCCAAAAAACAACAGCAAAACGAAUCCAGUUUUCCAGGCAUUGGAUACUGAAAUAACACUCAUUACUACUCAUAUCAGAAAAAGAUCUAAUCCUAACUUUGUAAGACCCGAGAAUGAACCAUGUUCCAGAAUGGCUGACAGCAUCUUUAAUCUAUGGAAUAGAUAUGAACCCAAGCUGCCUAAAGCUUACUAUCAAAAAAAGCUACUGGAAAUGGGAGAUUAUCUUAUGGAGAUGAAGGAAUAUCGCCUUGCCUUGAGGCAGUGCUAUGAAAGAUAUCUACUAUGUUUUGAAAGAAUCAAAUUUAGUGAGAUUACAGAUGGAUCAACUUUAGAGAAAUUAUUUUUUCCCAAUGGCUUUGAUACAGAUAAUUCAGGACUAACAUUUCGUGCUUUAAUGGGAAAGAGUAUCAGCAUGUAUCAGAUAGUGAAGUUAAACGAUCCAAAAUUGCAGAAUAAACAAUCAGUAGAUGAAUGUCUACAGAUUUUAUCUUUUCUAAGAUUAAUUAUGCAGAUUGUUUUGCCAAAGGAACCGCUGUGUUGGCUUAUUUAUAAUGGAUCAAUUCAUAUCUACACGAUUUCUAGACAUUUGAUGUCACUAGGACAUUCAGCUCAGGUAUUAGAGUAUGUAAUAUGGGCUAGUAUUUGUAUGGAAUCAUCAAUACCAUUAAUGUCUGUAAAAUAUUUACCCUGGAGAUCUACAUUAUAUACAGCGGUUUGUCAAUGUUAUUAUGACUGUAAGGCUGGACAACAUGCAGAGGCAUUUGCAAGAAGAGGUUUGGCUAAAAUAAAUGAAUUAAGUCAGCUGGAGAUGAUGAGCAAUGCUGAUGAAAAUCCACAAAUAAUGAUAGCCUUUCGUGAGUCAACUAUUAAAAUGGCCAUCAUGGUUUAUAAAAGAUCUGUGUUUGAAACUCGAAGAAAACCUAAAGGCUUGUUACGACCUAAAACUAGAACAAAUUAUAAAGAUGUUAUUAAUACGGCAUGGCCUCGAACCACAAGUGAGAAACUAAUGGCGGAGAUGUUUGAUGGAACAGCUGCCCAGUUUUUAGCGUUGUUAGAGAGUUUAAGUGACAGUAAUAGAAGAAUUAUUUUAACCUCCCCACCAGCUCAAGAUAAUGAACCAGAAGUACUGGAUGUGUUUGUAGAACUUUUUAUGAUUGGACAAGAAUUAUUGGCUGGUGGUGGUGGUAACAAGCUGCCAGGACCUAAAGCUCAAUCUGCUAUUGGUGCCCCACCAUUAUCAGGUGUUACAACAGAUGCUAGUCUUAUGGACCUGGCUAUCAGAGGUGAAGAUGGUAUACCUAUCAGUGCAGCAAUUAAAUUUGUUAAAUUAGCCUACAAUUAUGAACAUUGGGAAGUUUUUGAUUCUCUAGUGGAACCCAUAUUAUCUCAUCUGAGUUUAUUAAAUGAGGAAGAAUAUUUUUGGCAUGAGAAAGCGUUAGAAUUAUUAUUAGCCAUGGAGAAAUUAAACAGUAAUAAAAAACACAAGAAGAAUGCAGUUAUUACAGAUGAACUUGGAGAAGAAGGACAAUUACCUCCUGAUCCAAAUACAACCUCUCUACCAGGGACAGCAAUGAAGUCAACAGGAAUGCAUGAUGAUCAUAUCAACUUAGCUGAUGUAUUAGUAUCCAUAGUAUCAGGUUCAUUUAAAAAAUCGGAAGUAGAGAUUGAUAUAAUUGUUGAUGCUGCGCUGUUCUUAUGGAAUAAAUGUAAAACUGUUUUCCAGAAAUAUCAAACAGGUUCUGUUGAUAAUCCACGAUAUCUUUACAAGAUGGAUCAACCACAUAAGUGGAUGUAUUUAUUAGAUACAGUACAUCAGACAUUAUGUUGGUGUGGUGUUAGUUCUGUUGAUCCAGCUCUAACAGCCGAGGUUGUUCUACGUCUGGCAAUGUUCUAUGAAAGUUCUGCUUAUCUUGACACCAUGGAUGGGGAUAAAACAGCAUUAAAAGAUUCAAAGACAACCCUUACUGAUAUUUGUCCUACAGAAAUUAACCACAGUCGAAUUAGUAUAUUAUCACCACCUGGAAAUAUCAGUGCCAAAGGUCAACUCUUGCUCACUAAAUCCAUUCUAGAACUUGGUCUAAUAGAUAUGUCCUACGCUCGACAGACAGUUGGGUUGAAUGAUGGGAAGUCUAUAGCUGAUGUAUGCUGGGUUAAGAGCGUUCUAAAUGAUACAUCAACGUUAUUACCAGGGGAGUUGAAUCCAGAGGUUUUUCAACAUCAGUUAAACUAUGAAGUAUCAGAUAUAGGUGAAGAAAUAAACGUGGAUGAUCUCAUUCCGGAUAGUCUAAAAGAAUCGGCUACAUCUGUAUGGAAUACAGUCAAGGAUUUACAUUUAGAAUUGUUGUUGAUGUAUCAUAGAGUUUGUUUAAAACUAGCUGCUCUAAAACAAGAAGAUAUAUCAAAAUCUGCCAUGGAAAAGAAAAAAGGAGGUUCUUCAACUGUAAGUUAA
Molecule: messenger RNA, 2620 nt
Organism: Patella vulgata (common limpet)
Lineage: Eukaryota; Metazoa; Mollusca; Gastropoda; Patellidae
Product: cilia- and flagella-associated protein 54-like
Exons: 18
Coding region: 101-2620 (839 amino acids)
Biological process (GO): cilium assembly
Source: RefSeq, a predicted model, not a curated record